Messenger RNA from Jatropha curcas, 1971 nucleotides. The record is from RefSeq and is a predicted model, not a curated record. Lineage: Eukaryota; Viridiplantae; Streptophyta; Magnoliopsida; Malpighiales; Euphorbiaceae.
AGAGGAGUGUAUUUGAGAAAGAAAGAAAAAAAGAAAGAUAGAGAAGAAUGUGGAGGCUAAAGAUAGCAGAAGGUGGCAACGAGCCAUACUUAUACAGCACCAACAACUACGUAGGAAGGCAAAUAUGGGAGUUCGAUCCUGAUGCAGGGACUCCUGAGGAGCGUGCUGCGGUGGAACAAGUUCGCCAAAAUUUCUACAACAACCGGCAUCAGGUCAAGCCCAGCAGUGACCUUCUCUGGCGUAUGCAGUUUCUCAAGGAGAAGAACUUUAAGCAAACAAUACCCGCAGUGAAAAUAGAAGAGGGCGAACAGAUCACAUACGACAAGGCAACAGCAGCUUUGAGAAGGGCAGUCCAGUUCUUUUCGGCACUGCAGGCCAGUGAUGGUCAUUGGCCUGCUGAAAAUGCUGGGCCCUUGUUUUACCUCCCUCCACUGGUUAUGUGCAUUUACAUAACGGGACAUUUGGACACCGUCUUCCCAUCGGAGCAUCGCAAGGAAAUCCUUCGCUACAUAUACUACCAUUAGAAUCAAGAUGGUGGGUGGGGCCUCCACAUUGAAGGCCACAGCACCAUGUUCUGCACUGUUCUCAGCUAUAUCUGUAUGCGUAUUCUUGGAGUUGGACCUGAUGGCGGUCAGGAUAAUGCCUGUGCCAGAGCCAGAACCUGGAUUCAUGACCACGGCGGCGUCACUUACAUACCCUCCUGGGGCAAGACUUGGCUCUCGAUACUUGGUGUGUACGACUGGAAUUCGACAAGCCCAGCGCUAUUGCUGCAAGACAUAAUGUGGGACACUCUUUACUUGUUCACGGAGCCUCUACUGACUCGUUGGCCCUUUAGCAGCUUUAUCAGAAACAAAGCUCUUCAAGUCACCAUGAAACAUAUUCACUAUGAAGAUGAAAACAGCCGCUACAUAACCAUUGGAUGUGUGGAGAAGGUGCUAUGCAUGUUGGCUUGCUGGGUCGAAGACCCUGGCGGCCAUUAUUUCAAGAAACACCUUGCUAGGAUUCCAGAUUAUCUUUCGGUUGCUGAGGAUGGAAUGAAAAUGCAGGGUUUUGGAAGCCAGCAGUGGGAUACUUGAUUUGGAAUUCAGGCACUGAUUGCUACUAAUUUCACACAAGAAAUUGGAGACGUGUUAAAGAGAGGCCAUAACUUCAUAAAGGAAUCUCAAGUGAAGGAGAAUCCUUCAGGCGACUUCAAGAGCAUGCACAGGCAUAUUUCAAAGGGAUCAUGGACUUUCUCUGACCAAGAUCACGGAUGGCAAGUUUCUGACUGCACUGCCGAAGGACUUAAGUGUUGCCUUCUUUUCUCAAUGAUGCCGCCAGAGAUUGUUGGUGACAAAAUGGAGCCUCAACAGUUGUACGACGCUGUCAAUAUCCUUCUUUCUCUGCAGAGUAAAAAUGGAGGCUUAGCAGCAUGGGAGCCUGCUGGGGCUCAAGAAUGGUUAGAAAUAUUAAAUCCUACAGAAUUUUUCGCUGACAUUGUGAUUGAGCAUGAAUAUGGAGAAAGCUACCUUUCAUGCCCUCAGAAAAAAUAUGUAGCUCUGGAAGGAAAGCGAUCAAAUUUGGUACAUACAACUUGGGCAAUGAUGGGUCUAAUCAGCGCAGGACAGAUGGAUAGAGACCCUACACCUCUUCACCGAGCUGCAACGCUGAUAAUUAAUUCCCAAUUGGAAGAUGGAGAUUUUCCUCAACAGGAAAUCACAGGGGUGUUCAUGAAGAACUGCAUGUUACACUAUGCAGCAUACAGGAACAUCUAUCCAUUAUGGGCUCUGGCAGAAUACAGAAACCGAGUUCCGUUGCCUUCAACACCCAUCUAAUUAGAAUUAAUUCCUUCACUCUCACAUCAUGUGAUACUAUGUAAUGUGUACUGAAAAGUUUUUCGAACACAACAUUUUAUGUUCUGUAAUGCAAGUAGAUUUGCCUAUUAAUUUCUGUAUUUCCAGAUAUAUAUAUAUAUAUACACACUCUAAUUAA